Molecule: messenger RNA, 441 nt
Organism: Pelmatolapia mariae (spotted tilapia)
Lineage: Eukaryota; Metazoa; Chordata; Actinopteri; Cichliformes; Cichlidae
Product: H-2 class II histocompatibility antigen, A-S beta chain-like
Exons: 3
Coding region: 1-441 (146 amino acids)
Source: RefSeq, a predicted model, not a curated record
AUGGCAGCACUGCAUGUACAUAGAUGCCAGCUGCUGUUAAACCCCGAAGAAGAAGGAGCAGUGUCCGGUAUCAUAGCUGUGUCCAAAUUCAGGGGUCGCAUCCUUCGGAAACCGCAUUUUCAUAAACUUUGUCUCACAUAUGAAUGCUUUGAUUCGAGCAAGACUCAGGUCUGUAUGACACUGGAUGGUGAUGAUCUUAUUAACCACUUGUUUCCUCCAUCUAUCAACAUAAAGUGGAGCAAGAAUGGAAAAAUCAUAACAGUGGAAAAUCAUUUCAAGAAGUGCUUAUCUAAUCCUGAUGGGACAUUUCACAUUUUGUCCACUCUCAACUUUAUCCCACAAAAGGGAGACAUUUAUGGCUGCACAGUGGAACAUGAAGCCCUUGAGGAGCCCUUGACCAGAUUUUGGGGUGAAACUAAUUUCUAUAUUAAUACUUUUUAA